GCAAACAAUAUUUUUGUUUUCAAACCAUUUGGUUUUACACACCGGUCUCAACCCAAAUAGUUUCUUUUGAAGCAUGGAGCCCUAAUUUAUUAUUCGAGCUUCUGAUCUCACGAUUUUCUCUCUCACUUCCCGGCUACCGACGGCGGUGGCAAUUUUUCUUCUACUGUAUCGUAAACGGUGUUGCUGUAUAUCUACCUCCCGUUUCUUCUGAGGAAAGGAUAAUCUAUUCGCAACUACAAAUGUUCAAGAACACCUUCCAGUCUGGUUUUUUAUCUAUUUUAUACAGCCUUGGGAGCAAGCCUUUGCAGAUAUGGGAUAAAGAAGUUGUUAAUGGCCAGGUCAAGCGUACACAAGAUGAAGACAUACAGUCAAAUAUCCUUGAAAUUGUUGGAACAAAUGUCCAGUCAACAUACAUAACAUGCCCAGCUGAUCCAGCUGCUACACUUGGUAUAAAGCUGCCAUUUUUGGUUAUGAUUGUGAAAAAUGUGAAAAAGUAUUUCACAUUUGAGAUUCAGGUGCUGGACGAUAAAAACGUCAGGCGCCGUUUUCGGGCAUCUAAUUUUCAAGCUAUGACUCGAGUUAAACCAUUCAUUUGCACCAUGCCUCUUCGGCUGGACGAGGGAUGGAAUCAAAUUCAACUGAAUUUAGCUGAUCUAACUCGACGUGCAUAUGGAACAAACUAUGUUGAAACACUACGUGUCCAAGUUCAUGCCAAUUGCCGUUUGAGAAGGAUAUAUUUCUCCGACCGUCUUUAUUCAGAGGAAGAACUGCCACCGGAAUUCAAACUUUACCUUCCAAUGCAGAAAAAAUGAUUUUUGUCCUAGAAAAGAGUAUCCUUGUUGCUCUUUUCAAACUACAAUUGUUAUGAGUAUCAACUUUCUAUCCGAUGUAGCCUAUCGACAUUCACAAACUACUCGUGUCGUGCACAUGGCCAACUUUGAAGGAUUAUAAUGUAUGGUUUCUUUUCCUUUUGUGAUGACUUGUAAUUUUAGUGCAUUGACUUCAUAUAUGCCCGUCUGUCCCGUGGUUUGGUUUGAAAA
This is a messenger RNA of Cynara cardunculus var. scolymus (artichoke), 1040 nucleotides long. RefSeq names its product cilia- and flagella-associated protein 20. The record is from RefSeq and is a predicted model, not a curated record. NCBI's taxonomy places the organism in Eukaryota, Viridiplantae, Streptophyta, Magnoliopsida, Asterales, Asteraceae. The coding region runs from base 240 to 812 and encodes 190 amino acids. The transcript has 6 exons.